Echinostoma caproni is the source of this 1092-nucleotide messenger RNA. The record is from the annotation of a GenBank genome assembly. Lineage: Eukaryota; Metazoa; Platyhelminthes; Trematoda; Plagiorchiida; Echinostomatidae.
AUGACUGAGUUCUUCACGGACGACCUAUCAUGGAAGGACACAAAUCUGGCUCUGUUCGGGUCGGAUGAGGAUAGACGAGUGAAAAAGGAUGCCGCCAUGAUGGAAGAAGCUUGGAUUCCUGUCUUGCGAAUACACGGACCUCAACUGUUUGUCUGGCGUAUUGAAAAUUUCCGCGUCAAACCAGUGAAUCCAAAUGACUACGGUCAAUUUUUCAAUGGCGACAGUUACAUUGUGUUAAAUGUGUACGAGAAGAACAAAAAGUUAAACUAUGACGUACACUUUUGGAUUGGUCAGAAGAGCACUCAGGAUGAGUAUGGUACGGCAGCUUACAAAACAGUGGAAUUGGAUACCUUGUUGGACGGAAUCUGUGUGCAACAUCGGGAAGUUGAAGGUCACGAGUCGAACCUCUUCAAAUCAUAUUUCCCCAAUCUGCGUAUCCUCAACGGUGGAAUUGAGAGCGGGUUCCGUCACGUGACACCGAACGAAUACCAGCCCCGUUUGCUUCAUUUCUGUCUGCAAGAUCGUAAAUUGGUUGUUAUGCAAGAAGUUGAACUGUCCGCGAACUCACUCAACUCGGGCGAUGUGUUCAUUCUGGAUUUGGGCUCGUCGGCCUACCAAUGGAACGGACGUAAUUCGAACAAAGAAGAACGUUAUGCGGCAGCACAAUUCAUGGCUGAAUUGGAACACGAACGAUUGGGUAAAUGCAAAGGCACGGUGUUAGAUGAAGACAACGUGGAAGACCAUGUAAGUUUUUGUGACUUUAUCAAAGAUGCUGAAAGCCAUCGCUCUGUGAUGGGUAAGUUUAAGGACGUGUUCCUACGAGUACUGCCCAAUGUUCCGAUCAAACGAUCACAGAAAUAUUUGGACAGCACAAAGUGUGUGUAUAGAUUGAGCGACGAAUCUGGUGAACUGAAAUUCGAGCUGAUCGCGACCAACAGCGCACCGAAACGACUGUUACGUGGGGACGAUAACUAUUUGCAACAUACCACUCACCCACUUGUGCCGAUCACUGUUCUUCGAGAGGGCCAACUGAGCGAGGAUUUGGAACAAGCCUGGGAUCCGGAUCGUACCAAAUACUAUCUGAAAGAUUAA